AUGGCGGCGCCCGUUGAAUCGGAGCGGGAUUUGAAGGGCAGAUUUGUUUCGACUAAAAAAAAGGCUACUGUUGAUAAAAAGAAGAAGUGUUCUUUGAAAUCCGAUCACAGCUAUUGUGACGAACCUGUCGGAGUCGAUGACAAGCCCGAUUCUACACGAGAUGGCUGGAAACAGGGCCGGCGAAUCAUUGAACUUGACGUGUUGUUAUCCCUCUUGAAGUUUUGUAAACAGUGCAGAUUGGGGCCAGUACCUCUAACUUAUGAUAGAAUUUUCGGUGAACUUCAAAAGGGUUGGGGAUAUUUAUAUGUGAAAUGCCAGAACCAUGACUGCGGAUAUAUUAACCGUGUGCCGUAUGGAGGAACCCAUAGAGUAAACACCACUGGGGCUCCGUGUUUCACGAUCAACACCAAACUCGGGGUUGCAAUGAUAGACAGUCUUGAUGGUCCUGAUAGAGUGAACAAUUUUCUGUCAACGUUGAAUAUAAAGCCUAUCAGCAAUCCAAACUUUAAGAAAAUUGAGAGAAGGGCAGGGGGUUUCAUCGAACAAGUUGCAAAGACAUCAACGGAGAAAGCAGCUAAUGAUGCUUUUCAAAUGGAAAUGGAAUAUAUUGCUAAUGAGGAAUCUACCUGUACAUUGGCUCAAAGUGAUGUUACUACCGCUGAUGACUUCCUUGAGGAUUUGGGUACAUGGGUGUUGGCAGAUGCAUCCCCAAGUGUUAUACAAAAUAUCAAACACAUGAAAGAAAUGGCCCCCUGUAUACUGGACACACCUGAACCAGUAACAGCAUCUAAACAAAAUGCAGCUACAACUUCUUCCCAUUAUGAUACUACGAGUCAACACAUCUUGAACAGGAUUGCCCAAACCACAUGUACAACUCGAAGGAAGCUUCUUGGUCAUUUCCCAUGCAAAACAAGGAAAGGAAUGACAUGCAGUGCAGAUACAGCCUGGCACAAACGUGGAUUUGACAGUCUGACAUCACACACAUUUUUCAUGAGCAAGGCGGAUUACGGAAAAAAAGUUGUGAAGGCCAUAGUUUUACAUCGUACUUGUUCAGUUUGUAAAUGGUGGAAACGGAAUCGUCCAGGUGUAAAAGUGAGAGAUCAUCGCUGUGUGCAUAAUCAUUCCGGAAGUGCUCGCUCGAUGGAAAGUGCAGCAGGUGUGCAGGGCAUCCAACAAAUGUCUAAAGACGGGACACCAGUGGAAGUAUUGGAAGGUCAUGGGGACAAUACCUUGAUCUCUAAGCUCAGAAGUGACCAUGGAAUCAAUAUGAAAAAACGUCUGCACAAGAAUCAUGUGAUAAAGAAUAUUGGCAAGAGCUUGUAUGCUCUACAUCAUGAAAAAGGUGGAAAACUUAGCAAAAAUGUCAUUAUUCACAUACAAAAAAAAUACUGUUUUGCUAAAAAUCAAGGAAAACCGGAUGAUCUGUGUGAUAACCUUACAGCUCUAAUUCCUCAUCAGUUUGGUGAUCAUUCCAAGUGUAAGCCAGUCUUCUGUGGAUUUCUUAGAAAACCUAAUGAGACUUACCAUCAUAGAAGUCAGCCGUACAAGUCAGCACUUAAGGACAGUGCCCUACGUCAUCGUCUGGAAUUACUGUUUGAACCCAUUAUUGAUCGAUCAGUUCAAUACUCUGAUCUGGGAUCUUCACAGCAAUGUGAGCACGCAAAUAAAGAGGUGACACUUAGGGCUCCUAAAUCACACCAGUAUGGUGCUUCAGACUCACUGGACUUUCGUGUGCAAGCCACCUCAGCUUUCAUCAAUGACGGCAGGAAUUACAUAGCUCAGAGUUUGUUGUUCAAUUUGAUGUUCAACCAAGCUUGUAGAUCUCGGGCAGUCUACAAUUCAAGGUAA
Messenger RNA from Pecten maximus, 1848 nucleotides. RefSeq lists its product as uncharacterized. The record is from RefSeq and is a predicted model, not a curated record. NCBI's taxonomy places the organism in Eukaryota, Metazoa, Mollusca, Bivalvia, Pectinida, Pectinidae.